Myotis brandtii (Brandt's bat) is the source of this 2954-nucleotide messenger RNA. RefSeq names its product transducin-like enhancer of split 1 (E(sp1) homolog, Drosophila) (gene TLE1). Gene Ontology annotation, cellular component: nucleus; transcription regulator complex. The transcript is spliced from 15 exons. Bases 470 to 2473 code for a protein of 667 amino acids. Gene Ontology annotation, molecular function: transcription corepressor activity; protein binding. Gene Ontology annotation, biological process: regulation of DNA-templated transcription; negative regulation of canonical Wnt signaling pathway. The record is from RefSeq and is a predicted model, not a curated record. Lineage: Eukaryota; Metazoa; Chordata; Mammalia; Chiroptera; Vespertilionidae.
AUAAGAGCAGUGAUACUUUUUAAUGUGAAUAGAUUUAUGAUCUCUGGAAUGGGUUAAGCUAUAGAGGCAGUGGCAUUGGGACUGGGGACUUGGGUGUCCGUGGUUGGUGUCCCAUAGGACAGUGCGAGUGAUUUCCCGUCAAGGUCUUUGGCCUCUCUGGGCCUCAGUGUUUUCCUUGUGAUGUUGAAGGACUGGGUUCGGGUCAUGGAGCUCAGAGGAAGUACGGAUAAACAACGCUUCACCUUCACAGGCUUCUUCCACCUGUCACAUGCCUGGCUCCCUGAGACCUCCCCCUGCAUGUGGUGGUUCAGUGAUCAGUGAGGCCUAAGGGUCAUUCCGACAUGGACUCCACUCCCCCCCAUCUGCCAGGAGAACCUCUGCAGUUUUCUCAGUGCUUUGAGUUUGGCCCUUCUGUGGAACGGGAAUGUUGGGACCUACUCACAGUGAGGGCUUCGUGAAAUAAGGACACAUGCCUGGGGGUGGAGUGCAUAAGAGAUGCACCUCUCCUCCUGCUCUCGGAGUUCUGUUAAAGCAGCAGCAGUUACAAGCUCAGCAUCUUUCUCAUGGCCAUGGACCCCCAGUCCCCCUAACGCCUCACCCUUCGGGACUUCCGCCGCCUGGGAUCCCGCCCCUGGGCGGCAGUGCCGGCCUUCUGGCGCUGUCUAGUGCUCUGAGUGGGCAGUCUCACUUGGCAAUAAAAGAUGACAAGAAGCACCAUGAUGCAGACCACCACAGAGACAGAGAACCUGGCACAAGUAAUUCCCUCUUGGUCCCAGACAGUCUACGAGGCACUGAUAAACGCAGAAAUGGGCCUGAAUUUUCCAACGACAUCAAAAAAAGAAAGGUGGAUGAUAAGGAUUCCAGCCACUAUGACAGUGAUGGUGACAAAAGCGAUGACAAUUUAGUUGUAGAUGUGUCUAAUGAGGACCCUUCUUCUCCGAGAGCAAGCCCCGCCCACUCACCCCGAGAAAAUGGGAUCGACAAAAACCGCCUGCUAAAGAAAGAUGCUUCCAGCAGCCCAGCAUCCACCGCCUCUUCAGGAAGUUCUACUUCUUUGAAAUCCAAAGAAAUGAGCUUGCAUGAAAAAGCCAGCACGCCUGUUCUGAAAUCCAGCACACCGACGCCUCGGAGUGACAUGCCCACACCGGGCACCAGUGCCACUCCAGGCCUCCGUUCCGGCCUCGGCAAGCCUCCAGCCAUGGACCCCAUCGUUAACCAGGCGGCGGCUGGCCUGAGGACGCCCUUGGCAGUGCCCGGCCCAUACCCCGCCCCAUUUGGAAUGGUGCCCCACGCGGGCAUGAACGGCGAGCUGACCAGCCCCGGUGCCGCCUACGCCAGCCUCCACAACAUGUCCCCGCAGAUGAGCGCAGCGGCUGCUGCUGCCGCUGUGGUGGCCUACGGGCGCUCCCCCAUGGUUGGGUUUGAUCCCCCCCCUCACAUGAGAGUACCUACGAUCCCUCCCAACCUGGCAGGAAUCCCUGGGGGGAAACCUGCCUACUCCUUCCAUGUGACAGCAGACGGGCAGAUGCAGCCUGUCCCUUUCCCCCCCGAUGCCCUCAUCGGACCCGGCAUCCCCCGACACGCUCGCCAGAUCAACACCCUGAACCACGGGGAGGUGGUGUGCGCAGUGACCAUCAGCAACCCCACGAGACACGUGUACACGGGUGGGAAGGGCUGCGUCAAGGUCUGGGACAUCAGCCACCCCGGCAAUAAGAGCCCUGUCUCUCAGCUUGACUGUCUGAACAGAGAUAACUACAUCCGUUCCUGCAAAUUGCUCCCCGAUGGCUGCACUCUGAUAGUGGGAGGGGAGGCCAGCACUCUGUCCAUCUGGGACCUGGCCGCCCCGACCCCUCGCAUCAAGGCGGAGCUGACGUCCUCGGCCCCUGCCUGCUACGCCCUGGCCAUCAGCCCCGACUCCAAGGUCUGCUUCUCCUGCUGUAGCGACGGCAACAUCGCCGUGUGGGACCUGCACAACCAGACGCUGGUGAGGCAAUUCCAGGGCCACACAGACGGGGCCAGCUGUAUUGACAUUUCUAAUGAUGGCACCAAGCUCUGGACGGGCGGCCUGGACAACACGGUCAGAUCCUGGGACCUGCGUGAAGGGCGGCAGCUGCAGCAGCACGACUUCACCUCACAGAUCUUCUCCCUGGGGUACUGCCCCACCGGGGAGUGGCUGGCCGUGGGCAUGGAGAGCAGCAACGUGGAGGUCCUCCACGUGAACAAGCCCGACAAGUACCAGCUGCACCUCCACGAGAGCUGUGUGCUGUCCCUGAAGUUUGCUUAUUGUGGUAAGUGGUUUGUGAGUACUGGGAAAGAUAACCUCCUCAACGCUUGGCGGACCCCCUACGGAGCUAGUAUAUUCCAGUCCAAAGAGUCCUCAUCUGUGCUCAGCUGCGACAUCUCUGUGGAUGACAAGUACAUAGUCACUGGCUCAGGGGACAAGAAGGCUACAGUCUAUGAAGUCAUCUACUGAAAACAUUAUGUGGUUUAAUGUUUAUAGUUGAAUUGGGCCAAAAUGUUUUGAAUUUGUAGAAAUAGAAGAGUUGUAACUUUAAAAACAAGAAAACCUGUUUUUAAACCUUGACACAAAAUGACUUUGAGUCUACAAAGAAGAGGUGACGCGUCCAUCAACUGAAGGUCAUCUAUCUGCCUAGACCAAAUGGAGCACCGAGGCCAGGUGGACAGAGGGGCCAGGGCUGCGGGCUUGAGGGACAGAGCCUGUGGCCCAGGCAGAGCCGAUCCUUUUCUUUCUGUGUGAUCUGCACAGAUUACCUUUCUGUUCCUUGCGGUUCCCCUCACGUUCCGUCCUUGGUAGCGCAGUGGUGUCUCCAAUGAACUUGUUUCCUGGUUUUGCAUCUUGUGAAAUGUUUUUUUGUAUUUUUGUUGAAGGUUAAACAUUUGUAUAAAUUGUAAAUAUAUUUGGUUUAUUACAGUAAAGGCUUUAGUACCAAUAA